Molecule: messenger RNA, 5970 nt
Organism: Dermatophagoides farinae (American house dust mite)
Lineage: Eukaryota; Metazoa; Arthropoda; Arachnida; Sarcoptiformes; Pyroglyphidae
Product: DNA polymerase theta
Biological process (GO): double-strand break repair via alternative nonhomologous end joining; DNA-templated DNA replication
Molecular function (GO): ATP binding; DNA binding; DNA-directed DNA polymerase activity
Source: RefSeq, a predicted model, not a curated record
ACGUCACUUAUGAACAGAUCCAUCAUACCAAAUAAAGUUCGGAAGGUAGUGGUACAGAAUAAUGAUGUAGAUUUAAAUUUCAAAAAUUUAAUACCAACCACUACCACUACACAUAAUCAUAUGGUUUCUUUUUUUUUUACAACGUUCGAAUUAAAUUCAAUUUUUUCUGUGAUUUUCAAAAAUUCCAAAACAAAAACGAAAAAAAAAAAAACAACAAAAGUAACUUUAUCUCACACUAUUACCGUCAUAUAUUUAUUGUAAAGUACAUGAAUUAUUAUUGUUAUAUUGUCAACAAUCAUGGUACCAGCGAUGAAAAACAAAACAAAGGCCAAACGAUCGUCGAUUUCAAUGAUGAAAAAUGGUCGACUAUUUUGGCAGCAAAAAAAUCGUUCAAAUAUCUCAUUAAAUCAACAAUUUUAUCAAGAAUCUCAAAAUAAAACGCCAGUCGAUAAGAAUCAGCUACGAAAUUGGGGUUUACCCGAACCAAUAUUACAUCAUUAUGGCCAAAAGAGUAUAAGCCGUUUUUUUGACUGGCAAGUUGAAUGUCUUGAAUUACCGGGUGUACUGGAUGAUCAAAAAAAUCUUGUAUAUUCUGCGCCAACUAGUGCCGGUAAAACAAUGGUUGCCGAUAUUGUUCUAUUCAAAACAUUGUUGGAAAGACGUAAAAAAGCCAUAAUCAUAUUGCCAUUUGUAUCGAUAUCUGUGGAAAAAGUUCAAAGUUUAAAACAAGUAUUUCGACGCCUUGGUUUACGAAUAGAUUCUUUUGCGGGACAAACAAAUCCUCGUGGAGGUUUACAACGAGUCGAUGCAGCUGUAUGUACGAUAGAAAAGGCAAACAAUAUGGUCAACAGAUUGAUUGAAGAAAAAAAAAUUGCUGAAAUUGGCCUCAUUAUUGUUGAUGAAUUACAUAUGAUUGGUGACACAUCAAGAGGUUAUAUUCUCGAAUUAUUGUUAUCCAAAUUGAUACACAUGAAAUCAAAUCCUUUUGCUGAAGAUAUCGAUCUUCGUCAGUUACAAAUUAUCGGCAUGUCAGCAACAAUACCGAAUCUUAAUGAUAUCGCCAAAUGGUUAGAUGCUGAAUUUUUUGUUACCGAUUAUCGACCAGUACCGUUAAAUGAACAUGUUGUUGUUGGCAAUGAAAUUCUCAAAGUUUCGACAAAUUCAAUUCAACCAGACACACAGUUUAGUUCAUUACAAUCAACAGUUGUCUCAAGUGGUCUCAGUAAUAAUGACAACAAUGGAGAAAUCGAAUGUAUACCUUUAAAGACAAUUGAUUGUAAUCUAUUGAAAUUAAAUACAGCCUUUUCACAAUCGUUGAUUUACAUGGCCAUUGAAACAUUGGCUCAAGGUUUCUCUACAUUGAUUUUUUGUCCAACUCGUUCAAUGUGUGAAUCGAUGGCGAAAAGUAUCGCUUCCAAUAUAUUCAGCAUUGGCCAGAAAGAUCGAAUUCCACAGAAUGAUUUUGAACGUAAUAUUCGCAACAGUAUCCAUUCCGAUCAGAUCCUAUCCUAUCAACGAUCAGUUUCGCUUAUAAACACAUUGAAACGAUCAUCUUCUGGUUUUGAUCCAAAUCUUGAACGUGUAUUAAAAUUUGGUUGUGCAUUUCAUCAUGCCGGUAUGACAAUGGAAGAACGUGGUACAGUUGAACAAGGUUUUCGUGAUGGUACAUUAAGGAUACUUUGUUGUACAACAACACUUUCAGCCGGUGUUAAUCUACCAGCAAGACGUGUAAUGAUUACAUCACCAUUAGAUUAUUCAAAUAAGCUAUUGGCCGUUGGUAAUUAUCGUCAAAUGAUUGGCCGUGCGGGACGUAAAGGUAUCGAUACAUUGGGCGAAAGUUUUCUUUUCUGUGCUGACAAAGAUAUCAAUAUGGCUCGUCGGCUUAUUUCGACAAAAAUGCAAUCAAUUAAAUCAAAUCUUAUUACGAUACAAAAAUUGAAUAAUAACAAAUCAUCUGCGACAACUAGUGUGGAACAAAUUCCAACUUCUUCAAAUAUAAAAUGGCAACCAGUAUUAAAUGAUCAACUUUUACGUGCUGUACUUGAAGUCAUUGCAAAUGAAAUGGUCAAAAAUAUCGAUGAUAUUCACGUUUAUCUUGGCUGUACUUUUUUUCGUAAUUGUCCAUUAAAUUUAUUGGGAUCUCAAACAAAUAUGGAAAAAGAUGAAAUAAUUAAUGAAUGUAUACGAAUGGUAUUGGAUAAAUUAAAAACUUAUGAAUUCAUCUAUAUUCAUUCAUCUGAAGCGAAUAAUAGUGAAGAAAAAUCGGAUGAUUCACGAAUUAAUGUCACUGAUCUUGGUCGAGCUGUUAUAAGUUCAGGUGUAUCACCAUCUGAUGGCCAAUUCAUAUAUGAAGAAUUAAAACGUUUCCGAACAAAACUAUCAUUGUUGACUGAUUUACAUCUGGUAUAUCAAACUACACCAGUUUAUAUUAUAAAUCAGCUUCCCGAUAUUGAUUGGCAUCAUUAUUUAAAUCUUUAUGAACGAUGGGAUAAAAACACUAGGCAUAUAGCUAAAUUGAUUGGUAUAAGUGAACAUUUUAUCUGUAUUCAGGUAUCAACAUCUGGCAUGAAGACAUCUACACAAGCUCAAAUUCAUCGUCGUUUUUAUGCAAGUUUGGCUCUUUUUGAAUUGAUUGAAGAAGUGCCGAUGUGGAAAGUACAACAAAAAUAUAAUCUCGAUAAAGGAAUUCUUCAGUCAUUGCAACAACAAGCAUCCACUUUUGCCGGUAUGUUAUCAACAUUUUGUCAACGGCUAGAAUGGAAAACACUGGCCAAAUUAUUUGAAGAAUUUCAACCACGACUUUCAUUUGGUGUUCAACUUGACCUCAUUGAUUUAGUACGAAUUCCAUGUAUAAAUUCGAUGAUUGCUCGACAAUUGCAUAGUAAAGGUUAUGAAGAUAUUUCAUCGUUAAUACAAUUGAAACCGAAAGAUAUUGAAAUUGCAUUGAUGACAUCGAAAGAUUUAAUACCUGAUGGCAAUAAUGAUCCAAAUGAGGCACGAAUUUAUCUUUCCACAUUAGAUUGUACUAUAACAAUAGCCGAAUUAUCGAAAAUGAUAAUCAAAGAAGCCCGUAUGUUGAAAGAAAAAGAGAUUGGGCAAAAAAUUUCAUUCGAUAAUGAAAUUGAAAGUGGGUCUACAGUUAAUUCACCAGCUUCGAUCGUCAAUGAUGAUCUACCACCACCAGAACAAGAAAAAGAACAGGCAUUUUCCAAACCAACAUUAAAAAUUCAACGAAGUAAUGAAUCAAUGGAUAUGAUGGAACCAGACGGCAAUAAUAAACGAAUCAAAACUGAUCAUUCACUUACCAGCAAUGAUUAUAUUGAAGUUCCCAUUGAAGAAGAUUCUAGUUCAGGUUCAUCAUUGCCCAGUUCUUCCACACCAAAUGCUAAUAAACAACCACAAUCAAAUUCGAUACAACCAUCGUCACCGAAAUCAGAUACGUCAACAUUUUUCGAUGAUGAAGAUGAUGAUGAGCUACUUGAAGGAUUAUCAUUAAUUAUUUCGAAAACAAAAGAUGAUCAGGGAACAAAUAAAACCGUAAUGAUGCCGGAAUCAUCGAAAUCAUUAUCAAUGUCGACCAUGUCAAUAGAUGAAGAUAUUGAAUUAUUACAGAUGUUGGAACAGCAGGAGCAACAAGAUUCAUCUGAAGAUCCGGAAUCACAUUCACAAUCAUCAUCAGUGAAUACUAUUGAAAGUAAGGAUGAAGCAGACCGGUUUCUUCAAUCAUUAGCCGAUAAUGAAAUUAUUAAUCCACCAUUGUUGCAUGAAUCCAAUGUUACUGUGGAUAAUUUUGAAUUAAUCACAAUUGAAAAUGGCCAAAGUUGUCAAGAUUUUCUGGCAAGAAUCUUUCCUGAAAAUGAUAACAAUCAAAUAGUGGCAUUAUAUUUUCGUUUCGAACAACGGAAAAAUCAAAAUAAACAACGUACAAUGAUUGUAUUGAAACCAGGUGAUCAAUGUUUGUCCACACAACAACAACCAUCUGAUGAACCAUUAGGUUUUCGAUUACGAAAUUCAUCCGAUCUUUAUCUUGUUGGUUUAUAUGUAACCAAAUUGAAUCAAAAACAAAUAUACUACAUAAAUGGUCAUGAAGCAUUGGAAUUUUUACGACAAAAUUGGUUCACACAUUUGUCGAAUGUAGUUUUAGGUACAGAAUCGACAAAUACAAUACGUUUCGUAUGUCAUGAUGUUAAACAGGCUGUUCGAUGUUUUUAUGAUGUAUUUAAUUUUGAUUGGACAUUCAUAUCAUAUCGUAUCGAAUGGAAUGAUGCAACAGUAGCUACAUGGUUAUUAGAUCCGGAAUCACAACAAUAUAAUAUUGAUUCAAUUCGUAUAAAAGAUCUACCCAAAUGGGCAAUGAAUCAUCAAUUGGAUAUCGACUAUUUUAACCGUAUUGACAAGUAUCGUCAAAUUUUAAUCAAUACAAAACGUUAUCCAUUUGGUUGUCAAAGUCUACAAGAUGUUGAUUAUUUAUUGAAAAUUUUAAUUCUUUUCAAUCUUGUUUAUGGUUUAUUGAUACGAUUACGUGAACAAAAUCUUUAUAAAAGUUAUCGAUUAAUUGAAAUUCCAUCAAGAAUUUGUAUAUCAGUGAUGGAAUCAAAUCCAACAAAAGUUGAUCGUGAAUACAUGAAUCAAUUGGAAGAUACGAUUCAGGAUUUAAUUUCUCGAAUUGAAACGAAAAUCUUUGCAACAGUUGGUCGUUCAUUUAAUCUAAAUAGUCCUGAUCAAAUAGCCAAAAUUCUAUAUUCACAAGAAAUGGGUCUAAUAUCAUCAUAUUUUAAUGUUACUACUUCAAGUCCUGGUUCAAGUUCAAAACGUUUGUCAACGAAAACUUCAUUGCCCAAAAUAACGCCUGUAACGAGAAAACCAAGUACAAGCAAAAUGGCCUUAAUGCGUCUACAAGAAUCAGUUGGAAAAAAAUCACAUCUACCAACAAUGAUAAUUGAAUGGCGUCGAUUGAAUCAUGCCCUCACGAAUUCCAUAAUGACAAUCAAUCGACAUUGGCAUCUCCGAAAUAAUGAUUCAUUUAUCUAUGGUAAUUGCUGUGAAUGGACAGCAACUGGUCGUAUAGCAAUGUAUGAUCCAAAUCUUAUUAAUUUAGAUAAUGAUUUUGAAAUCAAAUCACAUCUGAAUGAUGCCAUCAAAAACGACGAUGUUAAAUCUACUUUAAUCCAUAUACGAAGAAUGAUUAUAUCACCUGAUAAUUAUGAAUUAGUAACAGCUGAUUAUUGCCAACUUGAAUUACGUAUUCUGGCACAUUUUUCUAAAGAUACUAAUCUCGUUAAAGUAUUGAAUAAUAUUGAUGUGGAUGUAUUCAAAUCAAUAGCUGCUAGUUGGAAACAAAUAUCCAUAGAUCAAGUAGAUUAUGAAACAAGACAACAAGCAAAACAAAUCUGUUAUGGAAUCAUUUAUGGUAUGGGUGAUGAAUCAUUGGCACAGAAAUUAGAAAUUACACGUGAAGAAGCUGCCGAAUAUAAACAAUCAUUUUUUCAACGAUAUAAUCGUUUAAAUGAAUUUAUAACGAAAACUAUUGAUAAUUGUCGACAAAAACGUUAUGUUGAAACGAUUGCCGGUCGUCGACGGCAAUUAUCGGCAAUAGUGUCGCCAAAAUCUGUUGAAUCAUCACGAGCAUGUAGACAAGCAUUGAAUACAAAAAUUCAAGGAUCAGCAGCUGAUAUCAUCAAAAUUGCAAUGAUUGCUGUACAGAAACAGAUCGAUCAACAAUGUUUUGAUGUACGUUUUGUAUUACAAAUGUAUGAUGAAUUAAUGUAUCAGGUACGACGAGAUCAACUUGAACAAUUUGGAUCAUGUUUAAAACGACAAAUGGAAAUGGUUGGCAAUUAUUUACGAGUGGUAUUGCCAGUAAAAAUAUCACAUGGACAAAAUUGGUCCGAAUUAGAACCACUGUUAUAAUCAAUUUUUUCUUUUACUUAUCAAUUAUUAUCAUCAACGAAUUUGCAUGUCUUGUUUUUA